This is a messenger RNA of Varroa destructor (honeybee mite), 3299 nucleotides long. RefSeq lists its product as uncharacterized. The record is from RefSeq and is a predicted model, not a curated record. Lineage: Eukaryota; Metazoa; Arthropoda; Arachnida; Mesostigmata; Varroidae.
UCGACGGAUGGCCGCCAUCCGGCAAUACAUCCAUCCAUAGAAGUUCUAAGACCGAAUAAAAGAAAGAUGAAAGCCACCGCGCGCGCGAAAAACGUAUGCUCAAAGGCGCCACUGCUGAUUAGUCCCGCGUUGGCCGUCGAUACCAUUAGUGGAACGCGCAGCUUCGUGCUGAUUGUGGUUAUACUAAUACCACAAAAAAGUUCCCAUUGCUUCACAUCGUAGGGAGGUUAACUGUGCACAUGUGAAGAAUUUUUGCUUAGCUGUGUUCUCAACGACCAAUGUGAUCGGCCAGACUACAAAAAUGUUUGGUGCAACAGAGCGGGGCCCGUAUACAGCAAAUGCCUGCAAGAUUCAGCCAAAAACGCCCGAAAACAGUGAGCCAGAGAUGGAGUUGGCAUCCGCAGAUAUGGACAGACGACGCGUUAUCCUGGACGAGUUAAAGUCAAUUGUGACCUCAAUCCUUACAGGAAGAAUUAGUCCCCUUACACUGACUAUGCUGUCCAUGCGAUACGCUGAUGUCAAGGGAUUCACAAUUCCCUUUCGCAGGCUAGGAUGCGUUUCUCUCGUGGAAGUCUUUCAAAAGCAUUUUGCUGACGAAAUCGCAUGCAGUUACAUGCAUUACUAUAAAGACUACGUUGUAUGGAUCAAAAAUGACGUCCUUUCGCGGGAUACUGUUAUUGAUCGGUUGAGACGCUACGCAUUGUGUGCUCAACAUCACCCCCAGCUUCAACGCAGUCCAGGGAUCAGAAAGACGCUAUUCAAAAAACCUUCUGCUAACCUACGAACCCUGUUCUCUGGCAAAACCGCUUGCGCUGUUACUUGUAACACUCGCGUCGCAAAACUGAUGUCGUCCACUCUAAGAAUAGCCGUCGAUGUUCAAGCGCGUCAGCCGCAGUCGGAGAAAUCGGGUCGAACUUCCGAUCCGACACGAUCAACAACAGGCACAUCAGACUGCGGCCAAUACUCAAUUUCACGAUCGGCGAAAAGGCGGCUCAGCACAGAUACUUCACUAAUCUUACCUGUACAGCGGAUGCGCAUAACAGAUGAUCCAGAGGGUUUAUCCAACGAGAAUCAAAUGCCAAGCAGGAUGAGCGUUGAAGAUUGUGCGAGAGUCUGAAUAGAAAAUAGUUAUGAGCGAAACACAAUACGAAGUGGUACGUCAUAAAAAAUUAAAAAAAGAUCCAUAUACGACACUAAUAACAAUAGUCAUAGAGUUAUUGCAUUGUUAAUAUAAUCAUAAAUAAAGUAAUAAUAUAAUUAGAGUUGAUCUAAUCAGCAGAAGCGAUGGCGCGUGAGGUUGUAGUGUUAAAUACAUUGAUAGCUACGUUAUGUUACACGGAAUAUAAAGGUAAAAAAAUGAAAACGUAUCGGGAGCAGGUGUAUUCAAAGUACAUACGACGACCGUGUUGCUUAAGAUUAAUUCUGACUCCUCUGAGUUACAUUUUUUUCAAUGGUUCUUUUGUUUUUGUUGUUUAAGACUAACCACCACUAUAUAUGUUGUUGCAGGACAAAUAAUAUUGCUUGCAUAGAUCUUCCAAAACCGUCAAACCUCGGUUAAUAUUUUGUAGAACUGUAGAACUUUUAAAACAUCGAUAAAAUCUAAAAAAUUACUAUACUUAAUCUUAUCGUUAGAUGAAAUUGCCUGAAUAGGACUUCUGACCUUCUCAUGACCGAAGAAUAACCGCAGUACGACCGAGAUCUAAAUCACUGAUAAGAUCAUUCAGAUAACAGUAAUAAUCUUAGCGAACAAUUACCUUAAUACACAGGUACUGAAAAUCGACAUUUUCCUACUGAAUACAUUCAGGUAAGUAGUAUCCUAGAAGGCAUAAGAAAAUAAUGCCACAUCCAUAAUCAAUGGUAUAAUUUUUACAUUUAUAAUACUUGCAAUUUUUUUGAACAACAGGAUAAGCAUGAGUUUUACAUAGAAUUCGUACAUAGAACUUGUGCCUAGUAGACCAGAAAUAAAAUAACUUUCUUUAUUCGCACAAGAUAUUGUGCGAUAUUUAUAUCGUUGACUGGAUUCAGGCAAGCGGUAGGCAGUGAUACACCUGAAUGAAGGACCCUUUUUCCUCUGUUCGAUUUCUGCGUACUAUAGUUGUGAUAUCCGCAUGUUAGCAGGCAUAACAUUGACUACAUAAGUCAGUAGACAUAGUGGGCAUGAUUGUUAAAUUGACACUUUUUAAAGCACAAGUUUUUAAAACCUUGUCCGACUAUUCCGCUCCUAAUAUUUUAUAGCUUCCGGCUAUAAAAUUUCAUGAACAAUACUACCAGAGAAGCCACGAGGCGUGCGUUCAAUUUCGUAGCCAUGGAACCCCAUAUGCUCCUCAAGCAUUGCUAGUAUAUUUCAAAAGGCAUAGUAUAUUUGCCCUGGUACGAAUCCAUAGAGCUAGUGUUCUACAGCGGCCCAAAGUAUUUUUGUGGUAUAAAAGGUUUCUUAACUCGUUUAUAUACGUGUUUUUUUACUAAAGCUUCAUUAUUAUAAUCUAUACUUCAAUAGACCAGUUGCUAUUACAAAAAUAAAAUUAUCAGCCGUAACAGGCAAAGGCGAAAGCAUUUGCCGAAGUUUGUUUACUCCGAAUAUUUGACAUAUUCAUACUUUUGGAAGCAUUUUUCUGCCAACAAACUUAAAGGAACUGUUCGUUAUCAUAUACAACUGGUGUUACCAUAAGGAUCGCCAAUAUUUCAACGUCACAAAAGACUGUUGAGCGAGCUCAAGCAUCUACAUACAUACAUAAUUAUUAUAAAAAUUAUAAGUUAUUAGUGUAAAUGUUUUUCGAGCUGUUUGAUAGAUGUUCAACAAGCUCAGAGAGAGAAAAGGCGACACUGACCGACACCAGAAAUGUUAUGAAGUCUCCAUCUUUUGAACAUCGUAUCUGAACAAAUGAUUCGUGCACUUCGCGAUUAUCUUUCCUAGAUUUACUGCCUAACGUUAUGUCGCGUUGUCUAGAUAACCUGCAUAAUUCAACCACGUUCAGGAAUAACAUGUAAUAGGAGAAAAUAAAUGGUGAUCGUAUCCUGAUUGUCGCAAUAUGACGUCAUCAACAAAGGUCGUGUCUUCUUUUCCUUACAUUUAUUCAUUAUCAUUCUUAAGAAUAUUUAAUACCCAUUUUGCACAACGAUGAUGCCUAGCUGUAUCAGAGGACUGCGUCCGCAAAACGCAUUUUACCAUAAAAGGGUUUUUGUGUAAGAAAACGCAGCUCAAUUGGCCAAUUCGUAUGCCCAAUUAAAUAUAGACGAGGUUUAGGUCGAUCAGGAUAUAAAGCGGAACGCCGUUGCUAAAUAAGAAAGACAAACUUUAC